This is a messenger RNA of Camelus dromedarius (Arabian camel), 942 nucleotides long. RefSeq names its product olfactory receptor 51V1. The record is from RefSeq and is a predicted model, not a curated record. Gene Ontology annotation, biological process: G protein-coupled receptor signaling pathway. Gene Ontology annotation, cellular component: plasma membrane. Gene Ontology annotation, molecular function: olfactory receptor activity; G protein-coupled receptor activity. NCBI's taxonomy places the organism in Eukaryota, Metazoa, Chordata, Mammalia, Artiodactyla, Camelidae.
AUGAUUGUUCCAGUAAGCCCUAGCAUGAAUACCUCCUCCUUCCUUCUCAGUGGAUUUUCUGGUCUGGAGCAACAAUACCCCUGGAUCUCCAUUCCCUUCUCCACCAUCUAUGCUAUGGUGCUUUUGGGGAAUUGCAUGGUACUCUGUGUAAUCUGGACUGAGCCGAGCCUGCACCAACCCAUGUUCUUCUUUCUGGCCAUGCUGGCUGUCACUGACUUGUGCAUGGGGCUGUCCACUGUGCACACAGUGCUAGGGAUCCUGUGGGGAGUCAUUUGAGAGAUCAGCCUGGAUUUCUGCAUUGCCCAGUCUUAUUUCAUCCAUGGUCUUUCCUUCAUGGAGUCCUCUGUUCUUCUUACUAUGGCCUUUGACCGGUAUGUUGCAAUUUGCAAUCCACUGCGUUAUUCCUCCAUCCUGACUAAUUUCAGAAUUAUCAAAAUUGGGCUCACCAUAUUAGGUAGGAGUUUCCUCUUUAUUACACCCCCUAUCAUCCGUUUGAAAUGCUUCCAUUACUGCCGUGCCCACAUCCUCUCUCACUCAUUCUGCCUACACCAGGACCUUCUCCGCCUAGCCUGCUCAGACAUCCUCAAUAGCUACUAUGCCCUCAUGCUCGUCAUUUGCACACUAUUGUUGGAUGCUGUUCUUAUUCUCUUCUCCUAUGUCCUGAUUCUUAAGUCAGUGCUGGCAAUCGCCUCUCGGGAGGAGCGGCGUAAGUCAUUUCAGACCUGCAUCUCCCACCUUUGUGCUGUCCUUGUGUUCUACAUCCCUAUCAUUAGCCUAACAAUGGUGCACCGUUUCGGCAAGCAUCUGUCCCCAGUGGUUCAUGUCCUUAUGGGCAACAUCUACAUCCUUUUCCCACCUUUGAUGAACCCCAUCAUCUACAGUGUCAAGACACAACAGAUUCGUAGCAGAAUGCUCAGACUCUUUUCUCUGAAAAUAUAUUGA